AUGUGCAAAGAAGAAGACGAAGUAGUUCAAGAUAAGGACCAAAAAUACAUCAACUAUGAUGAUAGCAAAAGCGGAAAACAGGCAAAAGAUUAUCCUGAACCUGGAAAUUGCCCUAUUCCUCCGAGUGAAUUAGUAACAAUUCCAGAACAUGAAUCAAAGGUGGAUGAAGAUCCUCUCCACUUGAAAGAUAUGACAGAGUUUCAUGAUCUUAAAUUAUCUGACUAA
Trichomonas vaginalis G3 is the source of this 225-nucleotide messenger RNA. RefSeq lists its product as uncharacterized. The transcript has a single exon. Bases 1 to 225 code for a protein of 74 amino acids. The record is from RefSeq and is a predicted model, not a curated record. Lineage: Eukaryota; Parabasalia; Trichomonadida; Trichomonadidae.